Molecule: messenger RNA, 1683 nt
Organism: Mugil cephalus (flathead mullet)
Lineage: Eukaryota; Metazoa; Chordata; Actinopteri; Mugiliformes; Mugilidae
Gene: ap1m2
Product: adaptor related protein complex 1 subunit mu 2
Exons: 12
Coding region: 189-1463 (424 amino acids)
Biological process (GO): vesicle-mediated transport; intracellular protein transport
Cellular component (GO): clathrin-coated vesicle; clathrin adaptor complex
Molecular function (GO): clathrin-cargo adaptor activity
Source: RefSeq, a predicted model, not a curated record
UGUGCGCGAUGACGUCACGACUCCUUCGUGGAGAAAAAAGGAACGGUGGACGCCGUGGCUACCGCAGGCUCGCGAAUUUCUCUGGUUUUGAUGACGAAAUUGAACUGGUACCGCUAAAGACACGAGUUGACCUUUAAACUGAGUUCGUGUGCUUGUGUGAAGUUGUGUCCCUUGUGGGUGCAGACAUAAUGUCCGCCUCCGCUAUAUUUGUGUUGGAUCUCAAGGGGAAGGUUCUGAUUUGUCGGAACUACAAAGGCGAUGUGAACAUGGCAGAGAUUGACCACUUCAUGCCUUUACUUAUGCAGCAUGAGGAGGAAGGGCUCCUCUGUCCUGUAAUGUCGCAUGGCAGUGUUCACUUCAUGUGGAUCAAACACAGCAACCUCUACCUUGUGGCCACCUCAAAUAAGAACUCCAACGCCUCCCUUGUUUACUCAUUUCUCUACAAACUGGUUGAGGUUUUCACAGAGUACUUCAAAGAGCUGGAGGAGGAGAGCAUACAGGAUAAUUUUGUUGUUGUCUAUGAGCUGUUGGAUGAGCUGAUGGAUUUUGGAUUCCCUCAGACCACCGACAGCAAGAUCCUUCAGGAAUACAUUACUCAGGAAGGUGCUAAGCUUGAGGUGGCAAAGUCCAAGGUGCCAACUACUGUCACCAACGCUGUCUCCUGGCGGUCAGAGGGUAUCAAAUACAAAAAGAAUGAGGUCUUCAUUGAUGUCAUUGAGUCCAUUAAUGUACUGGUGAAUGCCAACGGAAGUGUGAUGAGCAGUGAUAUUGUGGGCAGCAUCAAGCUGAAGACCAUGCUGUCAGGGAUGCCUGAACUGCGCCUUGGCCUCAAUGAUCGAGUGCUUUUUGCCCUCACUGGACGCGACAAAGGAAAGACAGUGGUGAUGGAGGAUGUGAAGUUCCAUCAGUGUGUCCGUCUCUCACGCUUUGAGAGCGAUCGUACAAUCUCCUUCAUUCCUCCAGACGGGGAGUCUGAACUCAUGUCCUACCGCAUCAAUACACAUGUGAAACCUUUGAUAUGGAUUGAAUCAGUCAUAGAGAAAUUCUCUCACAGUAGAGUGGAAAUCAUGGUUAAGGCAAAGGGUCAGUUUAAAAAACAGUCUGUGGCAAAUAACGUGGAAGUGAGGGUCCCUGUCCCCAGUGAUGCUGACUCACCCAAGUUCAAAACCAGCACAGGCCACGCCAAAUAUGUUCCAGAGAAGAACCUGGUGGUGUGGACCAUUAAGUCUUUCCCAGGAGGUAAAGAGUUUCUCAUGAGAGCUCACUUUGGUUUGCCCAGCGUGGAGAAUGAUGAGAUUGAGGGCAAACCUCCCAUUACAGUCAAAUUUGAAAUCCCUUACUUCACAGUCUCAGGAAUACAGGUGAGGUAUAUGAAGAUCAUAGAAAAAAGUGGUUACCAGGCGUUACCCUGGGUCCGCUACAUCACACAGAGCGGAGAUUACCAGCUAAGGACCAAUGUGUGAAGCUUGAGGGGGUAUUUAAGUGUUUUUCCUCGCUCCCAGGACUUACAGAGGAAAAUAACUGAUCACUUUAAGUGGACUGAAAGGAUGUCUUUAAAAUUUCAUUUGCCCUAUGUAAUAUUAAUGAUUUGUUUUAUUAAGUCUGCGUGCAACAUGAUUUUAAUGCUUCUACAAAUGAUUGAAAUGUUUGAUCAAACUAUUACCUUAAAACACUUAAACACCA